Molecule: messenger RNA, 703 nt
Organism: Marchantia polymorpha subsp. ruderalis
Lineage: Eukaryota; Viridiplantae; Streptophyta; Marchantiopsida; Marchantiales; Marchantiaceae
Source: the annotation of a GenBank genome assembly
GAGGCCAAUUGAAAUAGCAAUCCAGUCUCUUCUUCUUCAACAAUCGCCUGCCAGUGUGAUUUGCUUCCGUAGCAUCAGAGUCUCGACAGUAGCACAUCUCCUACGUCUCUAGAAACCUGCGAAUAUGCCAACUCUUGUACAUGAGGUCGAGAUGGAGGUGCCCGCCCCCACCGUCUGGGCAUCAUUGAAGGAUCAGAAUACCAUCUUCCCGAAGAUCGCACCUCACGUGUUUACCAGCAUUGAGGACAUCGAGGGUCCUGAUGGCGUCCCCGGUUCCAUCCGCAAAGUCUCAUUCGGUUCAAUUGCUCCAGGAGCUUUUGUGAAGGAGAAAAUCGUGGACUUCGACAUGGAAAAUUUCAGCGUCACGGCUGAGGAGAUUGAGGGAGGUCACCUGCUUCAAGGGUUCAGCAAGUGGGUUCAAAAAAUGCAAGUCGUCGCAGUUGAUGAUGUCAAGAGUAAGGUAGUACUGACCGUCGAAUACGAAUACAGUAACCAGGAAAUCCUGGAGAGAACUAAGGGAGGCAUGACGACUCUCUUCAAGGCAUUCGAAGGGUACCUCAGACAUUCUCCCUGAGUCCAGGGUUCAUUGCCGAAUGCGAAUUAUCCAUCCUCUCAUAUGCCGGUCGAACUGGCUGAGGCUCUGAGACGGGUUGUACAGAUCUAGAAUAAUAAUAAUUUUUCAACUGCAUACUCUCAAACGCAA